AUGGACUACCUGUUGAUCCUCAGCCUACUGCUGGGUCUCCUCCCAUGCGUAUCGGCUGGAAUCGCGGCUAUGAUUCCGCAGCCAGUUGGUCCCGUGCAACAGGAUAUACCAGCCCAGAUUACAUGGAGCGCUUGCCCAACUGAUAUACGGCCGUUCCGCGGAGUCAAUGCCACAUCGCAGCUUCAAUGCACCAACUUUUCAGUACCACUCGAUCACAACAAUGUGCAGCCCGAUAGUCCCAAGGUUCAGUUGGGCAUCGUCAAAUUACCUGCCACUGGGAAGCGUGUUGGCAAUCUCUUCGUGAAUCCAGGAGGGCCGGGUGGCGCCGCAUCGAGCAUGGUUCUUGGAAUGGCAACAAAAAGGAUUUACAUCAGCGACGCAGUGCGGGAGUCCUUUGAUAUCAUCGGAAUGGAUCCUCGAGGUGUUGGCUUAAGUACACCGCAGAAAUGCGACACAAACCUGGCCAAUCAGCCAAGCGAGUUCGAUGCGACAACGCCGGAAGGAUUUCAGAAAUUGUUCGAUUACAACAAGGCUCUCGGAGAAUCAUGCCGGGCUAUGACUGGGCCACUGUUCGAUCACAUGGACACAAUAUUCGUGGCGAAGGAUAUGGAAGCCGUCAGAGUUGCUGCUGGCGGCGAGCCAAUGAACUACUUCGGCGUAUCAUAUGGAACCCAGCUAGGGGCGCAAUAUGCCGCUCUAUUCCCCGACACUAUUAGAGCCAUGGCUCUCGACGGCAUGCUUCAGCACACUGGUGCCUUUGCGUCCAACAUCAUGACGCAGGCAACCUCCUUGGAUGCGACAAUCCAGGACUUCUUCAGGUUCUGUGAAGCCAACGCCACUAACUGUGGGGAGGGGGGCCAAGAUAUCAGACAGACUUGGAAUAAGAUCCUUGAAGUCGCCAACGCUGGAAACCUAAAGGCCGCAGAGUGCGACGGGACAGCCAAGACCAGGUGUCUUCCCCUCGCUACGGCCAACAACGUGAUAGGCGCCGCUCGAUCUACCCUAGAAUUCCCCUCAGAGCGCAAAACCUUUGCGGAACAGCUCAAACUCGGAGCCACUGGAAAUGGCUCUUUCUUCAGCCCGGGGCUCUUGUCAGGAGACAUUUUUACAGACAGCCGCUCGUUGUCCAUUACUAAUGUUCAAUGCCAGGAUGGUCACUUCUUCGCAGCUGAGAGUCAUAUCGAAGUGCAACGAGUUGCUGAUAUGACGAGGGCCUUCACCGUUACGCCUGGUAUGGGUGAAUUCUGGCAUCGAGUCAUUGAUUGCACUGGGUAUCCUGUGAAGAUCACCAACCCUCGAACGGCUUUGAGUGUCAAGGCGACACAGAACCCUAUUCUUCUCGUACACUCUCGCUUCGACCCCGCCACAAGUCUGGUGUAUGCCGUGGGAAUGACGGAGGAGUUCCAGAAUGCGACCUUGAUAUUGAGGGAGGGGUCCGGGCAUACUAGCUACCUCAACAAGGGCGAUGCAUCUAGAGCGGUUGACGACUACCUGAUCAACCUGAACAUCCCGCCAGCCGGGACGGUACUUCCAAAUUAG
Messenger RNA from Colletotrichum chrysophilum, 1539 nucleotides. RefSeq lists its product as uncharacterized. Bases 1 to 1539 code for a protein of 512 amino acids. The transcript is spliced from 2 exons. The record is from RefSeq and is a predicted model, not a curated record. Lineage: Eukaryota; Fungi; Ascomycota; Sordariomycetes; Glomerellales; Glomerellaceae.